AUAACAGCUCCAGCUCUUAAAGUCUCUCCCCCACUCUCUCUCCCUCUGUCCGUCUCGAUCUCGAUCUCUUUCUAUCCAAACCCUAAUCAUAAAUCACUAGAAGAGAAGGGAAUAAGAGGAGGGACGGAUCGGAUCGCCUUCCGAUCCGGCGACCGGGGCUCCAGAUCCGGCCAUCGGAUCUCGAAUUCGGAGUCUCCGGACUUCGCGGGAGGCGGCGCCGCUGGCCCCGGCCGGGAACCGUAAGUAUACUCCGAUCUCGAAAAAAAUCUGAUAUUUUUUUACUCGUUUUGCUGCAGUUUCUAUCCGCGAUCUGUGUGUGUUUCGGGUUUUUUUUUUGGUGAUUUUGGUGUUCUUUCGUCUGGGUCUGAGCAAUGACGGCGGAUGCGAAGGAGUGUAAUGGUGGAUGCGAGGGGCAGAAGGUGGAAUUCCAGGGGAAGGUGGGGUUGGGAGCGGUCUUGGAGGGAGAUCGGAAGCGGAAAGAAGAUUAUAACGGCAUUGCGUGCCGGGAGGGGGAGGAGAGCGGAGGAAGUGGGAGCGAGGGUUCGGAUGAUCCGGCCGAGAGGGAUCUCGAUCCGGGGGAGAAAGUGUUUCCCGUGGACGCCGAGGAGAGCGGUGGCCCGCCGGCGAAUGUGGGUUCCUUGUUGGAGGAUGUGGCCUUCGGAGAUCGGGAAGCGAGUGGAGAGAAGGGAGGUGAUCGCAAGGAGGGUGUUGAUUCUGUUGUGAAUUCUGAGAACGGGGUGGAAGAUCGGAAAGAUGAGACGGCGGUGAGUGAUUCGGCUGAGGAGGAAACGAUGGAAUCCAAGACAAAUACUGUGGCGGUGGCGGAGGCGGAGGAGAGCAAGGGGAAGGAAAUUAUGUGCCGGGGUGUCUUGGAGGACAAUAAUGGUGUGGCCAACAAUGAAUUGGAAUUAGAAGAACGGAAGGAGGAGAUUGUCGCUAUAGAGACCGAGCUCCGGGUAGAACCAGAAUAUCUUGCUGAAGUACAAGAGAAGUCGGAGACCACAAUGACUGAGACUGAUGACCAAAUUAGAACAGAAUUUACUGUUAAAGUUGAGGAAGGGCAAGAGCCUGAGACAGUGGUUACAGAGACUGACCAUCAAGGUAAAUUGGACGUGGGUGCAGAGACCAAAGACCAACUGGAAUCAGGAUCACUUGAAGUAGAAGAAAAGCUGGAGUACAUGGCUGCCAGUAUAGAGACUGACCACCAAGCAGAAUCGAAGUCAGAGGCGGAGAAUGUGGUUGCAGAGAGCAAGCACCAAUUGAAAUUAACAUCAUCUGUUGAAGUGCACAAGCAGGAUGCUUUGACUGCCAACAGAAGCACUCAUGAUCAAGUGGAAGCCAAAUUAUCUGUUGUGGUGGAGACACAGGAGCCCCAGAUUGUGUUGAGGGAGAGGAAUGACCAAGAGCAAUCAGAAGUACUUGUUCGGAAGGAAGACAAACAGGAGCCCAUGACUCUGGUUUCAGAGACAAAGGACCAAGCAGAAUUACAAUCUGCCGAAGUAGAGUUGAAAGAGGUGACUGAGGUUGCCGGUGACCAAGAUGAACCAGAAGCAGUAGUGAGAGUAGGAGAAGAACAGAAACCUGAGAGUGUGGUCACAGAGACUCCGGCAUCCGAAUCUCUUCCUCUUGAGCAUGAGAAGGCGAGGCUGUCAAAUGAGGCUGAAGAAGGUCCACCUGAUGAAUGCUCAGCUGAAAAUGCAGCGUCUUCUGAACCCCAAUGCGAAACCAGCUUCCAAAAAGCAGAUAGCAGUGAAUCUGCUGAGAGUCAUGAAGCCAGCAUUACCUCUCGCCUUGAUGGCAUGGUGAAGGAAGCUGAAUCAAGUGGCGACCAGGAAUUUCUGAAAGAAGUCAAAGUCAGCACUAAAUCUGCUGAGAAUGGUGAAACCAGCCCCACAGAAACUGAAACAGACAUUCACAGUGCAGAUGGGCCUGGACCAUCUGGUCCUGUUGGUGGUGCAGAUGUAGAAUCAGAAAUAAUAAAUGCUUCUAUUAAUAGUGUGGUCGAGGUUGAAAAUGUUCUGGUUCAAAGUAAAGAAAGCAUGGCCGUUUGUUCAAAUAAUUAUACAGGGUUAGAUAGUAAAGUUUGCAAUGAAGUGGAAAUUGAGAAUCAUGCUGUUGCAAUGGAAUCAGACUCCAGGAUUAGAAAUGACUCUGCAGAAAGUGGUGAAUAUUUGGCCAGCUCUGUUGAAGGUGACCAAGCUACAAGGAAGGAUGAUGAUGAAGAACCUAUUAGCGAGGAAGUUGAAGCAGUCAAAGUGAUCCAGGCCCCACCAGAGGAUCCUAGUGGCUCAGCUCUUGAUGGGGAGAGGGUGGAUAUACAGGGGGUGAAAAGGCAGCCAUGUUACAUAAUUAGAGUCCCUAGAUUCACUAAUGAUGAGCUAUGGGCGCAAAUACAGCAUGCUAAAUUGGAACUAGAAGAGAAGACGCGAAGCAGGGAUUCUACUAGAGUUUCAGUUCAAAAGAAAAAGGCAACUUGUAAUGACUUCCGGGAAAAGUUAGAAACUGCAAAGGGAAAAGAGAAAGCUGUAAGGGCUGCAUAUAAUGCUAAGCGACAAGAAAUAGAAUCUGUCCAGUCAAUGCUUAACAAGAUAAAGAAUGCAACCUCAAUUGAAGAAAUUGAUAAUAAGAUAGAAGCAAUGGACCGUGAAUUUCAGCAUUCGACGAUGGGUUUGAAAGAAGAAAAACAACAUCUGCUUAAUAUUAAGCAACUGAGACAACGUCGUGAACAGUUAUCUUCCAACAUGGGCCCAAAAUCAGAGAUUGAUAUGGCAUUUGACCAAAGAGACCAGAUUGAAGAGCGCUUCAAGACUUUGAAGAAGGAACUGGAUUCCCUUAAAGCUGAUUUAUCAGAAGCUGAAAUAAAGGGAAAAGAGGCAUGGAAAGACUAUGACGAUGAAGUCCGGCAUUUGAAGGAUCUACAAGAACAAUUUAGAACAGCUGAUGAGAUUCGUCAAAAAGCAUAUGGACAUUGGAGGAACCUCAAAGAUGAGUCAUUUAAAAAGAGCAAAUAUUUUUACAUGUACAAGAGUGACCAGGAAGCUGCAGCAAAAUAUUUAUCUUCCGGGGACAGAAAGGGCCUUUGGUUGCAUUGCAGCAAACAGGUGGAAAAAAUUAUGGAGCUGUGGAACAACAAUGAUGAAUUCCGCAUGCAGUAUGUCAAAUCAAACAAGAACAGCACAUUGAGGAGAUUGAAGACAUUGGAUGGAAGAUCGCUUGGCCCAGAUGAGGAGCCACCUGCACCACGUGCUACUGUAGACAAAAGCUCAAGCUCUGUUUCAAACUCAUCCAAUGCUAACCCGCCUGUAACGGUUAUAGCUUCAGAAGCGAAACCAGAGAAGUUGGAUUUACUGUCUGCUCCUAAAGAAAAGGAGUCAUUUCCUCCCUUGCAAACAGCCCAAACAAUUCAGUCUUCUAAAUCCAAAAAAUCUACCAAGCCUACUUCAAAAGAAACCGUCAUGGCUCCAGUUUCUGACAGAGAAGAGGUAGAAGCUGCUCCAAAAGAGAAUAGUCGGACAAAAGAGGAAGAGGAACAGGCAAGGAAGAUGGAAGAGUUGGCUAGGAAGGAAGAGGAAUUGAGAAAGGAAAAGGCUGAAGCUGAGAUGAAGGAACAGUUGCGGUUGGAACAGAAGGCCAAAGCCAAGGAGGCUGAGGAAAGAAAGAGGCGGAAAGCUGAGAAGGCCCAAGCCCGUGCUGAAUGCCGAGCGCAGAAAGAAUUUGAGCUCAGAGAAAAGAAGAAAUUAAAGAAGGAGAAAAAGAAAGCAGCAGCAACAUCGAAUACAACAAAUGGAGGUGCCGGAGAUCAUGCUCCUACUCCUGCUACAGACAGUUGUCCGCCUGAAAAUGCUCGGGAACCAGACAACCAAUCAGCAACUGCUUCAAAAAGGCCCUCAAGGCCAUUGGUAGCUGCAAAGCAAUAUAAUAAGAUAUCACCUGUUCCCUUGCCCCUUCGUAACAGGGGUAAGAGAAAGAUGCGUACAUGGAUGUGGUUGGCUCUGGCUACUCUACCGGUACUGGCAUGGUUUUUCUCCAGAAACUACAGGGCUUUCAGUUUCAGCCUCUAACUAUCUGGCUUUCGAGCAUAUUUAUGUAUUUACACAUAUCUUUGUUAGUUACAGUCUAUAGAGUUUAGGAGACGUGUUACCAAUAGAUGAGUGGCAGCCAUUCUUUUUUGUGCACUAUUCAUUAAGCCUUUUUCAUUUGGAUUGUUUUUAUUUCUAUAGUUUGCUCUUUUUCAUUUGCAAUUGAGAUUCAGGAGGACGUUGAUAGCUGUCAUUGUUUGAUUUGGACAGAUGCUUAAUUUAUAUGUUGCUUAAGUCCAUAAUAACAGCAGUGAUAUAGUUUCAGAUA
This is a messenger RNA of Phoenix dactylifera (date palm), 4347 nucleotides long. RefSeq lists its product as uncharacterized. The record is from RefSeq and is a predicted model, not a curated record. NCBI's taxonomy places the organism in Eukaryota, Viridiplantae, Streptophyta, Magnoliopsida, Arecales, Arecaceae.